Molecule: messenger RNA, 2985 nt
Organism: Oryza sativa Japonica Group (Japanese rice)
Lineage: Eukaryota; Viridiplantae; Streptophyta; Magnoliopsida; Poales; Poaceae
Product: cyclic nucleotide-gated ion channel 17
Biological process (GO): transmembrane transport; potassium ion transport
Cellular component (GO): membrane
Molecular function (GO): voltage-gated potassium channel activity
Source: RefSeq, a predicted model, not a curated record
ACUCAUUUUAUUUCUCAUACCCUUCUUCGCCUCGACGACCACCUACCACCCACCUUCUCAUCUCUCCCUUCUGAUAAUCGCCAAAGAAGAAAGAAAAAGAAAAAAAAAGAAUCUGAACAACUCUCGCUUGCUUACCAUUAACCACAGUAACAAGUGCACCACUAACCCCCAAAGCCAUCGAUUAGCGGCGACUAAUAAAGUAAUUAAGCCCAAGGUGGGGAGCAUCCACGGGGAGGAGUUUCUGCUUCCUCCAGGCUCUACGAUCCCCACCGCUGCGCUGACCACCCUCCUCGUGCCGAUGCUGCGCAGAAGAUCGGUCUUUGGCCGCCUCCCCGCCAGAUUCGGCCGGUGAAGCUGCCAAGGCUGCUGCGCGGUGUGGUUGACGAGUUCUUGCUCGCUGACUCGCUGUAGCUGAUGCCAUGUUUGGGGCGGGGAAGGUGGACGAUGAGAUGGCGCUCAAGAGGCAGAGAACCGUGAGGUUCUAUGAUGAGAAGGCAAAACCAACUAUACCAACUCACCAGAAACAGGCAGGGUUCGCUGCUAGUAAACUUGGUGUGGCAAGCUCAGGAAAGAACAAAAUUUUUGUGCCAGGAGAAGAGCUGUGGUACAAAAGGAUUUUGGACCCAUCAAGUGACUUCAUCUUGACAUGGAACCACAUUUUCCUUUUUUCGUGCUUCGUUGCUCUAUUUAUAGACCCUCUGUACUUCUACGUGCCAAAAAUCUCCUAUGGCACCCCAAAUUCGUGUAUUGGGACAGACAGGCAUUUAGCCAUCACUGUUACAUUCUUCCGAUCAAUCUCUGAUUUACUAUAUUUCACUCACAUUAUAAUAAAGUUUAGAACGGCAUAUAUUAAUCCGAGCUCAACCAUGAGGGUAUUUGGAAGAGGAGACCUUAUCACGGAUCCAAAGGAAAUUGCGUGGCAAUAUUUGAGAUCUGACUUCGUAGUCGAUGCAGUGGCUGCAUUGCCUUUACCACAGAUCUUAAUCUGGUUUGUGAUACCAGCUAUUAAGUAUUCCACUGAUGAGCAUAACAACAAUAUUCUGGUGCUGAUAGUUCUUGCUCAGUAUUUUCCAAGACUAUACCUCAUAUUCCCCUUGACUUAUGAAAUUGUCAAAACUACUGGAGUUGUCGCAAAGACUGCUUGGCAAGGGGCUGCAUACAAUAUGUUGCUUUACAUGAUAGCCAGUCAUGUACUAGGUGCUCUAUGGUAUUUGCUAUCUGUCGAUCGCCAAACUGCCUGCUGGAAGAGCAAUUGCAAGAAUGAAACUGGCUGUGAUAUUAAAUUUCUAGAUUGUGAUGUGAUACCAAAUCAAAACUGGGCAAGCAAAACUGCUAUCUUCAAUACCUGUGACGCAACUAACACUUCAAUCAGUUUUGAUUAUGGCAUGUUUCAGCCUGCAUUGUUUAAUCAAGCCCCAGGGCAACGUUUCUUGAUGAAGUAUUUCUAUUCCCUUUGGUGGGGUUUGCAGAAUCUGAGUUGCUAUGGCCAGACUAUUACUGUGAGUACCUAUAUUGGUGAGACUCUAUACUGUAUAUUCUUGGCAGUACUUGGUCUCGUCUUGUUUGCACAUUUGAUUGGAAAUGUACAGACCUACUUGCAAUCUAUCACUGUGAGGGUUGAGGAAUGGAGAUUAAAACAAAGAGAUACAGAGGAGUGGAUGAGGCAUCGUCAACUCCCACAUGAACUACGAGAAAGGGUGAGACGGUUUAUCCAGUACAAGUGGCUCGCAACUCGAGGAGUGAAUGAAGAAUCAAUAUUACAGGCUCUUCCUGCAGAUCUUCGUCGUGACAUUAAACGUCACCUUUGCUUGGGUCUUGUUCGCCGGGUUCCUUUCUUCUCCCAGAUGGACAAUCAACUUUUGGACGCCAUCUGUGAGCGUCUUGUAUCAUCGUUGUGCACACAGGGCACAUACAUUGUCCGUGAGGGUGAUCCAGUGACCGAGAUGCUCUUCAUCAUUCGUGGGAAACUCGAAAGCUCUACAACAAAUGGUGGCCGCACUGGCUUCUUCAAUUCAACUACCCUGAAAUCCGGUGAUUUCUGCGGCGAGGAACUGCUUGGGUGGGCUCUUGUCCCCAAACCUACUGUUAAUUUGCCGUCAUCCACUCGGACAGUGAAGGCACUCAUAGAAGUUGAGGCAUUCGCACUCCAAGCUGAGGAUCUCAAGUUUGUUGCAAACCAAUUCAGGCGUCUGCACAGCAAAAGAUUGCAACACACUUUCCGGUACUACUCGCACCACUGGAGAACUUGGGCCUCAUGCUUCAUCCAAGCUGCUUGGCGGCGAUACAAGAGGAGGAAGAUGGCAAGGGACCUGAGCAUGAGGGAGUCAUUCUGCUCCAUGAGAUCAGAUGACUCAAAUGGUGAAGAUGACUCGCCACCUAAGCAGAAUCUCGCUAUGAAGAUCAUGAGUGGGAGUAGGAAAGGACCUCAGAACAUGAAAGAGUUGCCUAAGCUAAGAAAGCCGGAUGAGCCAGAUUUUUCAGCUGAACCCUGUGAGUAAGGUCUAAAAUGCAACAGCCAUUGCUUCUGCUAACUCUGCUGCUACCAGUUAACCAUUGCUAUACUACCAUAUACUGUUGGAUCGACGGCACGAGUUGUCCAAUUGUUGAUGAGAAAGUUCAUUAACUUGGAAACUAAAAAACAUGGAGAAGCAGCGAAUUCACGAAGGGAUCGAGGCUUUGAGUUGACUAGAUGUUUUAGGCGUUGGCAACUUGUACAUCCAGAUAUACACGUCUGUGCUUGUAACAUUCUUGAGAUCUUAGAAACGGCCGCACCCUUACAUUUGACUGCAGAGAAAGAGCGUAAAAGAACUGAAGAAAGAUCAAACGUAAAGGCAGUCUGUAUUUUUGGGAGUCUGUAAAGCGUUAGGGCGGCUAUUUUUUGCUUUUAACUGAUAGACAUUUCGUUGUAUUGUGCAAUGUAUUUUUGUGGCCAAAACUGCAGGUUAACAUCUAUACUGUGCAUACGUUGUGCCUCCUUUGUGGCUC